AUGGGCGCAAGUGUAUUGCCGUUGUAUUGGGAUGAAGUUGGCAAGAGGCAGUUGCUAGGGCCUGAGUUGGUGCAAGAUACAAAAGAAAAAAUUGCAAUUAUCUGGAAGCGGAUGCUCACCGCUCAAAUCCGACAGAAAAGUUAUGCGGAUAAGCAUUGCCGUAAGCUUGAAUUUGUAGUUGGUGACUUUGUGUACCUUAAGGUGUCGCCAAUUCGAGAAUGUAUGGCGUUUUGGAAACAAAGGCAAGCUCAGUCCAAGUUGUGGAAGUGUGUUCAUGAUCCCUCGCAUGUGAUAAGUUACGAGCCUCUUGAUAUUCAGCUAAAUCUGACAUAUGAAGAGUUGCUCAUACAAGUGUUGGAUUGCAAAGAACAACAGUUGAGAACCAAGACUAUUCCAUUGGUGAAGUUCCUAUGGCGGAAUCACAAUGUUAAGGAAGCUUCAUGGGAGCUUGAGCAGUAG
Messenger RNA from Alnus glutinosa, 459 nucleotides. RefSeq lists its product as uncharacterized. NCBI's taxonomy places the organism in Eukaryota, Viridiplantae, Streptophyta, Magnoliopsida, Fagales, Betulaceae. The coding region runs from base 1 to 459 and encodes 152 amino acids. The record is from RefSeq and is a predicted model, not a curated record. The transcript has 2 exons.